Messenger RNA from Colletotrichum navitas, 886 nucleotides. RefSeq lists its product as uncharacterized. Gene Ontology annotation, molecular function: DNA-binding transcription factor activity, RNA polymerase II-specific; zinc ion binding. Gene Ontology annotation, biological process: regulation of DNA-templated transcription. Lineage: Eukaryota; Fungi; Ascomycota; Sordariomycetes; Glomerellales; Glomerellaceae. The record is from RefSeq and is a predicted model, not a curated record. The transcript has 3 exons. Bases 22 to 627 code for a protein of 201 amino acids.
UGGGGUUGAAUCGUGACGAAUAUGCUCGGCAGGAUUCACAUGAUGCCGAUAAUGUGGGGAGAUUACCAAUCUUCUCUCGACUUGAUUGAUAAGCACCUACAGCCCGAGCCGGCAUUCAGAUUGAACAUCAUGGCAUCCGAAGGAGAUAUAUCUAGUUCGGAAGACAGGGGCCCAUUGCGACCCGCUCCGACAUCUUCCAAGAGUACGAGCCGUCCGAGGAUCAAACCAACAGCAUGCCGUCGAUGUCAUUCCAGAAAGGUGAAAUGCUCCGGGGAACAGCCCUGCAAAAACUGUCAGCAAGUGAGCAAGGGCGCAGAAUGCACAUAUCCUCGAAGAAACCGCAUGGUCAAAGUCAGCCAACGGUACAUUGAUGAUCUCAUCGCCGAAAACCAGCGUUUGAAGAACACCAGUAAUGCGGCCACACAAUCUCGCGCAGAUGCCCUUCUUCCAGAAAUCACAGUGGCGCCCGUCAUGGAGACGACGGACAACGCCGUUGCCAUCCCGCCUCCUUCGCUCGAUGAACGUCCCUGGUUCUUCGACAUGAACAUCCCGCAUACCCCGAUCCUCAUCGGCAAUGAGCUGAAAGUGGCAGUAAGACUUGUUCCUCUUUCCUCUGAUUGGUCCUAGCUCCGCUCUGAGGUGUUAUCUGAUUUGUCUGUAGUGCAGUGCCUUCGCCAUAAAUAGAUCGACGUGGGCGAGUAGCAGUUCGGUAGCACACAAUAGAUGAAUGGUCGGCAUCUAAUGCAUUAGUCUACAUGUACGCACAGCAAGGGUAUAACCGCCAUAGCUUGAGCUCGAAUGCGAUGCAGAGGUCCUUUCGACCUUGUUGUCUCCUUUAUCGCUAGCAUACCUGCACCCACGGUACACCAUGAUGACCGCUUUAGGC